AGGGGAGGGGGAGGUGGGGGGUGAGCCGGACAGCGAUGGCGGUGGUGUGGGUCGUGGCGUCGGUGGGGAUGUGGAUUGGUCUCCAUUGGUAUAGUAGGAUGGUGAGCACACUCAAAGCUCAAGAAGGGCUUGUGAGCAUGUGUGAGGAGCGGGCGCGGAUGCUCCAGGAUCAGUUCGCCGUCAGCGUGAACCACGUCCAUGCCCUCGCCAUCCUCGUCUCCACUUUCCAUUACCAGAAGCUCCCCUCAGCCCUUGACCAGGAGACAUUCGCAGACUACACAGCUAGGACUGCGUUUGAGCGGCCGCUGUUGAGCGGGGUGGCGUACGCCCAACGCGUCGUUCACGCCGAAAGAGAGCUCUUUGAGAAGCAGCAGGGUUGGGUGAUAAUGACUAUGAAGCGGGAACCAUCUCCGGUUCAAGACGAGUAUGCUCCUGUUGUUUACUCCCAAGAGACUGUCUCCUACAUUGAAGCCCUAGAUAUGAUGUCUGGAGAGGAGGAUCGAGAAAAUAUCUUAAGGGCCAGAGCUACUGGGAAAGCAGUUCUUACGAGGCCAUUUCGGCUUCUAGAGUCGAAUCACCUGGGAGUGGUCUUAACAUUUCCAGUUUAUCGAUCGGGUCUAUCUCCAGAUGCAACGGUAGAGGAGCGUAUUGAAGCUACCGCAGGAUUUCUUGGAGGAGCUUUUGAUGUCGAAUCACUUGUGGAGAAUCUGCUGAGGCAGCUUGCUGGCAAUCAAGAUAUAAUGGUCAAUGUAUAUGACGUCACCAACAGUUCCGAGCCUCUUAUCAUGUACGGCCCCCAAAUUCCCAAUAACUUCAACUCGCUUUCGCAUGUUUGCAUGCUCGACUUUGGAGACCCCUUCAGAAAGCACCAGAUGGUAUGCAGGUAUAGUAAGGACCCUCCGCUUCCUCUUUCAGCCAUUACAACUCCGUCUGGGGUCUUUGUCAUUUGUAUGCUUUUGGGAUACAUAUUAUAUGCGGCUUGGAGCCGCUAUGAUAAUGUUAAAGAAGAUUGCCGUAAAAUGGAAGAGUUAAAGAAACAAGCAGAGGCCGCAGAUGUUGCCAAGUCUCAGUUUCUCGCCACUGUCUCUCAUGAGAUCCGAACACCCAUGAACGGCGUCCUUGGUAUGCUAGAUAUGCUAUUAGAUACUGACCUUAAUUCGACUCAAAAAGAUUAUGCUCAAACUGCACAAGUUUGUGGAAAGGCUCUAAUUUCACUGAUAAAUGAAGUUCUCGACCGCGCCAAAAUCGAAGCUGGCAAGUUGGAGCUUGAAUCGGUAUCAUUUGAUCCGCGAUCGAUUUUAGAUGACGUCAUCUCUUUAUUUUCUGCAAAAUCAAGAGAAAAAGGAAUCGAGCUUGCUGUAUAUGUGUCGAACAAAGUUCCUGAAAUCCUCUUGGGUGAUCCUGGCAGAUUACGACAGAUAAUCACAAAUUUAGUGGGAAAUUCAAUUAAAUUUACAGAGCAGGGCCACAUAUUUGUCCAGGUUCAUUUGGCCGAUCAUUUAAAUCUGGGUAUGGAUGCAAAAGUCGAAACGAGUUUGAAUGGGCAUGGAGAUGAAACUAAAGUUGUCUCCGCAGGUGGAACUUUUAACACUCUUAGCGGAUUCGAAGCAGCAGAUACCCGAAACAGUUGGGAAAAUUUCAAGCAUUUGCUAUUAGAAAACGGCUUCAGCGAAAAACCAUUCGAAAGUAACGACCCUAGCAAAGUGACGCUUGUAGUAAGCGUAGAAGAUACCGGAAUUGGUAUUCCAUUUCAUGCGCAAAGUCGGGUGUUUACUCCAUUUAUGCAAGCGGAUAGCUCGACUUCGAGGAAUUACGGAGGAACAGGAAUUGGGCUGAGUAUAAGUAAGUGCUUAGUUGAAUUGAUGGGCGGUCAAAUAGGCUUUAUAAGCCGCCCUCAUGUCGGAAGCACUUUCACAUUUACCGCCGUCCUUCGAAGAUGCGAGAGAAGUUCAGGGGUGGACAUGAAAAAGCCGCUCUCUGAAGCUCUUCCGAAGUGCUCUCAGGUGAAAGCAUUUUUAGUGGAUAAACGACCCGUGAGAGUCGCUGUAACAAAAUAUCAUCUGCAAAGACUGGGGAUUGCAGUUGAUGCUUUCAGUAAUGUCGAUCUGGCAAUUGGCGCAAUCUCCAAACAAAAUAGAAAUACGGUAUCUGGGUAUAAAAGGGACCAGUGCAUAUUAUUAAUCGAGAAUGAAUUUUGUUGUUCCGAAACGGGUAUCUCCGUACGCAAUCAACUAUUAGGGCAGAAACAGAAUGGCCUUACGCCCCAAGUUCCCAAAUUGAUCCUUCUGGCUACUUCUGAAUCGGAUAAAACGAAGGCGGGAUUUUCCGUCGAUGCCGUGAUCAUGAAGCCUCUGAGGGCUAGCAUGAUAGCGGCGUGCUUUCAACAAGCACUUGGGCUCGGGCAAAAGCCGAUCAGAGAGAAACCCAAUGGAUCGGCCUUCCUGCACGGCUUAUUGGCUGGAAAGAACAUUUUGGUCGUCGAUGAUAACAAGGUGAAUCUUAGAGUGGCGGCGGGAACCCUAAAAAAGUACGGGGCGAAGGUGGAGUGUGUUGAGAGCGGGAAAGAUGCUCUUGCGCUUCUGCAAUUCCCUCACAAGUUCGACGCGUGUUUCAUGGAUGUUCAGAUGCCGGAGAUGGAUGGGUUCGAGGCAACCCGACAAAUACGACUGACGGAGAAAAAGAUGAACGAGCGAAUGACGAACGGGGAAGGAACACAAAUCGAGCGGUCGGGAAAGGCCGAAUGGCAUCUACCGAUUUUAGCAAUGACGGCCGACGUCAUUCAAGCGACCUACGAGGAGUGCAUGAAGUGCGGAAUGGACGGGUACGUCUCGAAGCCCUUCGAGGAAGCUCAACUCUAUCAAGCGGUCGCCAAGUUCUUAGUCCCCGACCCCUGAAUAUAGCAAACCGGCAAUCGAGCUUCUUCAGUCAUCUGACCGGGCGCCAAAAUUUUGGUUAGUAGGAUAUCGAGAUACGCAUCGGAAAACAAAACACCACCGAAAAAUCGGAAUUGCAUGCAGCUGUGUAUAGUCGGCGGCGGCUCCGCCAUGUUGGGUUUAUUAUGGUCUGAGUCGGCCACGGAACGCGGUCUCGUCGAGCCAAUGUAGAAAUGUUGUUACAAUAGUGUGUAUCGAUUUUUCCUGCUAUGUUGUAUGAUGUAAAAAGAAAAAAAAAAGCCCCAAAACUCCUCGGAUCCAGCUGUACAAAAGUGGCUUGCUUGUUGAUUUCUUGCUCCACUGCAUAAUUUUGUUCUUGCGGGAUAGUAAUUUGCUGUUAUUUUGUAAACUUUUGAGGGAAGGUAUUUUUUUUGUAUCAGUUUUCA
Ananas comosus (pineapple) is the source of this 3319-nucleotide messenger RNA. RefSeq names its product probable histidine kinase 4. NCBI's taxonomy places the organism in Eukaryota, Viridiplantae, Streptophyta, Magnoliopsida, Poales, Bromeliaceae. The transcript has 11 exons. Gene Ontology annotation, biological process: phosphorelay signal transduction system; phosphorylation. The record is from RefSeq and is a predicted model, not a curated record. Gene Ontology annotation, molecular function: phosphorelay sensor kinase activity. Bases 36 to 2894 code for a protein of 952 amino acids.